UUCCGAGAAAUGCAUCGAUGAUGCCUGGAACUUAUCAAGCCUUAUCGCCGCUUGCACCUCCACAUUGUAUAUUUAUUUUCCUACGGGUAAACGAUAACAGCACGAGUACAGCGUACCCGCGUACCAUUCGUUUCCCAUCCACUUUCCAAGCAGUCUCAAUGGGUCGACAAACGGCGACUCUAUCCGGAACGUCGUUAACGCGUUCGCGACCUCGUAUCGUUUCCGAAAGUUCGUACUCGACUACCGCAACGGUCUGUUUCAUCGAACGUACGCGAGGACGAAGACUCUACGAUAGAACUGUGUUUCGAUCGACGGAUUGCUCUACGAAUGAAACAUGAAAAAUGCUCUACACUCUACCGGUGUUGAAUGUGUUAAUCGAUUUGUCCACAGUGAUCUAAUAGACCGUUUGAUUUGCGUGUUGCAGUGCCCUGUGACAGCGAGCACGUCGUUGGCGUCGUCAUCGGCGUCGCCGGUGUCCAGCGCGAUCCUGAGCGCAGGCGGUUCGUCGCUGGUCAGCGUAGCCGGCACGGCCACGAAUCAUCCCCUGGGCGUAGCUGGUCUGACGAACGCGAGGAUGGCGGUGACCAGCGCUGUGGUGAGGCCGCCGGGCAGUCCUACCACCUCGGUCAGCCCGUCCCAAGGUCACCCGCCGCCGACGACCGGCGGCCCAACGCCGACCGGACGGUGUUGCGACACCGGAAGGCCGAUCUUCACGGACCCGUUGACGGGCCAGACGGUCUGCUCCUGCCAGUACGAGUUGCUCGGCGGUUACCAGCGACUCGGAGCGCUACCGGCGGCCGCGUUGUCGAUGUACAGCGCCCCGUACGCGGCCGCGGCCGCCGCCGUCGCCUCCGAGGGAAUGGCCCCGGCUGCCGGACUCGAUCUCAAGGAAAAUCUCGGAGCUGGAGCUGCGGCGGCGUGGCCUUACCCAUCCGUUUAUCACCCUUACGAUGCUGCUUUCGCCAGCUAUCCCUUCAAUGGUUAUGGUAUGGACCUGAAUGGAGCGAGACGGAAAAACGCGACACGGGAGACGACCAGUACGCUGAAGGCCUGGCUGAACGAUCACAAGAAGAACCCGUACCCGACGAAGGGCGAGAAGAUAAUGCUGGCCAUCAUCACGAAGAUGACUUUGACACAGGUAUCCACGUGGUUCGCGAACGCCAGGAGACGUCUGAAAAAAGAGAACAAGAUGACGUGGGAGCCUAGGAACAGGGUGGAAGACGAGGACAACAACAACGAAGACGACGACAGUGGAAGGAAGAGCGUGGACGAGAAGGAUCGACUAGACUCCAAAGACUCGGGUACCGGUUCGAGCGAGGACGGCGAGCGACCGGCUCACCGAAUGGACCUGCUGGGCACCAGCGGAGGAUCCGGGGGUGUCCAGGGUAGAACGGAGAGCGAGUGGAGCGAGUCGCGGGCGGACAGUGGCCCGGACAGUCCCGAAUGCCUGUACGACCAGAGGGAGCCGAGGCAUCCCCUGCAGCUGCAGCAUCCCGCGUAUCUGUCCUCCUCGCACGGCAGGCUGUUGCGCCACCCCUCGCCGGAGAGCACGUCGCCGAGCAGUCACCAUCUUCCGCCGAGCUCGAGCGCGCCGUCCACGGGGAGCAGCGGCACCACGAAGCCCCGGAUCUGGUCCCUCGCCGACAUGGCGAGCAAAGACGGCGACCAGCAGAGUCCGACCCCCACGACGAUGACGGGCCUCUCGUCGCCCUACAGCGGGAGCAGCGGCGGCGGUGGCGGCGGCGGCGGCGUCGCAGGGGGCGGUGGCGGCGGAGGGAAACUGGUGAGUCCUCUGGCGAGUCGUUUGCCGCCCCAUCACCCCCUGCACCCCGCGAUGCACUCGGGAACGCAGUUCGUCCGGCAUCAUCCGGACUUCUACCGGAACCUGUACGGCGCCUCCCACCUGGGCUCCAGCGACAUGUCCUUGCUGGAGACCUACUCGAGGACCCUGGGCGGCCUGAGCGGCGUGAUGCCACCCUCUACCGCCCCCAGCAUACUGACCUCCUCCGCGUCGGCGGUCUCCGCCGGCGUGAACGCGAAACCGUUCUCGAUCAACGGGGGCAGCAGCCUCGGCGCGCCAGCCGUGCUACUGACGACCGCGUCCUCCGGCCUCUCCCCUUCCUCCUCGUCGACAGCUUCCUCGGGCGGGUCCGACCAGUCGCCCCAUCCGAGCGGAAGCCUGCCGCCGACGCAGGAGCUCAAGUCUCCUGGCCGGGUGUGAUUCUCCGCGGACUCGGCGUUGGCUCGAGACCGGGACUGAAGGACGAGCCGCUGUCGCGCGGUGUGGAUGACAAUAAUGAGAGACUACGAUCUUGUAAUUAGUGUACAGUAACCGACCGAAGAAAAACGACAGAACGAGAUGUACUGCCCCGCCCUCGAUCCCCCUCGUCCUUCGACCCUUCCUAGUCUCUUCUUCGGGUGUCCCCGUUGCCCCCGACUACUCCCGAUGUCCUGUACUCGUCCCCCGUUUUCAUCCCGUUCUCCUCGGAAAAAGAAUAAAUCGUAGCCACCUGUCCCCGCUCUCCCC
Messenger RNA from Nomia melanderi (Alkali bee), 2527 nucleotides. The record is from RefSeq and is a predicted model, not a curated record. Lineage: Eukaryota; Metazoa; Arthropoda; Insecta; Hymenoptera; Halictidae.